Molecule: messenger RNA, 1365 nt
Organism: Octopus sinensis (East Asian common octopus)
Lineage: Eukaryota; Metazoa; Mollusca; Cephalopoda; Octopoda; Octopodidae
Product: protein enabled homolog
Exons: 4
Source: RefSeq, a predicted model, not a curated record
AUGCGGACGAGUCGCACCCGGGAGAGGGAGCGCGACCGGGAGAGGGAGAGGGACCACCGAGAUAGGGAUCACCGACCGCCCCUUGACCAUUCUCUGUCGCACUCGCAUGCACCGCGCGGCAUGCGCUGGGAGAAGAAGAAGCACCGGAGCGAGUCAGAGUCAAUGACGAUCAUGUCCAUGGCUCCUGCUUCCGCCAUGACCACCACUACGAACACCACGACGGCCAUGGACAACACGAACAAUAACAACACUGAGAUAUCGUACGCGGAGAUCUUGAAGCCGAUAAUGGUCGUGGUUGACUCGAAAGAGGGGGAGCUGUGUAAUCGGAGCAGUCGGAAUAUCAGCCGAAUGGAGAUCAAAUCAGCCCCUUUGAAGGUCGAAAUUAGGGACCACAGCAACAUGGGUGGCGGGCCUUCCAUUCCUGCUGCUGCGGCCACGGUGCCGUCAUCGUCGUCCGAGAGUUACGGCCGGAAGGCGAGCGGGGACUCGCCGAAACCGCUGCCGCCGGCGCCCGCGUCGACCGCGCCUCCGCCACCGCCGUCAAGCUCCGUCAACAUGAGGGGCGUCUGGGGGGCUCCCCCUCCUCCGGCGAGGGCUUCGCCCCAGCAGCCCCUAUCGCAUCCGCCACCGCCCCCGCCGCCCCCUCCUCCGCCGGCCUGCAGCAAGCUCGGUAAAGACAGCCUCGGCGGCGGCGGUGGUGGUGGUGGUGGGUUGGCCGUCUCUACGACGGCCAUCGCUGCCGCCGCCACCACCACCACCACCACGGCCACCACCACGGCCAAGCGGACGAGCCUGGGCAGUACCGGCGACGUCGAGGAGGACAACGUCGGCGGCGGGGAAGAAGGCGGUGGUGCCGUCGAAAACACGUUGAUGUCGGAGUCAAAGAGCUUUCUGGCGGAGAUCACGAAUAAUCCGGAUACCAGCGAAGACCUGGAAAAUGAUUCUGAGGUGGCGAGUCACUUCGAAACUGGAGAAUCGCUAGCCCACAAUGGUCAGGAACCUGUGACGCCGGCCCCGAAGAUAGCCAAGCCUCCAUCCCUGGAGUUUGACCGGAAACGAACGAGCCGAGUGAGUGGAGAGUUCCCUGUCAGUCCCUCUGGAUACCCACAGCCACCGACCCCCGAUUUCCCACCCCCUUCACCAAGUACAGCCGUUAUAGGCAUCCAACAGAAGAUAAAUCCUUUGGACAAAAGAAAAUCAAGGAACAUGGAGACGAUUACUGAAGCAGCACUUUUGGAAAAGACUCUUUUGGCAGAGAAACUGAACCGAGAGAAAGCAGCAGCAGCCACAGCAGCAGCAGCAGCGCUAGCAGCGACGGCAGCGGCUGCUGCAGCAGAGAAGAAGAUGUCGCCAGCGGAGUCCGAU